Molecule: messenger RNA, 108 nt
Organism: Aphanomyces astaci
Lineage: Eukaryota; Oomycota; Saprolegniomycetes; Saprolegniales; Verrucalvaceae
Exons: 1
Source: RefSeq, a predicted model, not a curated record
AUGGAUUCUGACUUAGAGGCGUUCAGCCAUUAUCCAGCAGAUGGUAGCGUCGCGGCACUGCCCGGUCGGACAACCGCAAAAACCAAUUAUCUGAAUGAGCGGUUCCUC